Molecule: messenger RNA, 510 nt
Organism: Naegleria fowleri
Lineage: Eukaryota; Heterolobosea; Eutetramitea; Acrasida; Naegleriidae
Exons: 2
Coding region: 1-510 (169 amino acids)
Cellular component (GO): nucleoplasm
Source: RefSeq, a predicted model, not a curated record
AUGAAUACACCCGUGUUGUGCGAUUUCAAACCUUUGGAAAUUGUUAAGGAACAAUCAAAAAGGCCUUGCCUGAUCUAUCAAGAUAUAAAAUUUGAAAAACCAACACAGAUUGCCUUCAUCAUAUUUCGGAAUUAUUAUUGUUCUCAUAUUACCAUCAAAUAUAAAGCUCAAAAUGGAACAUUUAUUACUCUCCUCUCUAAAUAUCAACUAAUGGAAAAUGCAAAUUAUGAAAAUGAUUCUCAAAAUUAUGUUAGAAUUAAUUGUGGGAAAGAUUUCAAUUCAAAUUACAAAAAGGAUAUGCAAUUCAAUAAUUUGAGGUUUUAUUAUUAUCAAACUUCACCAAAUUGGAAAUCCUUUUGUUUAACUAAUUUUUCCUUCUACAAACCAAUUCUAUUUCACAAAUCUAAUGAAAAGAUUGAGGAGACUGCUGUACAAAAACUGGGAGGUGUUCUUGAGGAUAUCAAACAAGAUAAAGAAAUUCGAACCAUCGCAUCUCUCAAAGUCAAAUAA